AUGGGGCAAGACACCGGCACGGGCAGCCCGGCUGCGCAAAGCGGGCUAAUCGUCGACGUCCUGCUGAGGCGCUUGGCCGACGCCGAGUGCGCCGAGAGGAGCGCCGAGGAGACCGCGGCAAUCUGCGAGAGGAGCCACAGGACUAUCGAGCUCCAGCGGGACGGGCUCGAGGAGACCGUGGCGUCGCUGCGGUCGCAGAUCCAGGAGGAGUUCCGCGAGUCCGAGCGCAGGCUGGGGCGGCUGCACGAGUCCGAGCGUGCGCUGGAGCGCGCGCGGGCCGCGGAGCUCCGCCUGUCGGAGGAGGCGGUGCACGCAGCCCAGGCGCGCUCGCCGAGCCCCUCCGACGAGGCGGCCGGGGCGGGUCCGCUGGCCGAGCGCGUGGCCACCCUCGAGGAGCAGCUGCAGGCGGCGCGGGGCGAAGGCCGCGAGCAGCGGGAGGCCAUGAGGCGGCAGGCGCUGGAGGCGGCCACGGAGAAGGACCAGCUGCUGUCGCAGCUCGCCGAGGCGGAGGAGGAGGCGCGCAGGAACGCGGCACUGGGGCAGAGGCUGGACCAAGCGCAGAGAGCGGCGGCCACGUCGUGUGAGGAGCGGGACGAGCUGGCGCAGCGGCUGGGGGAGGGCCACGAGCUGCGCCAGCACCUCCACGACGUGCGCGGCAAGGCGAGGCUGGAGCAGGCCGCCCUGCUGGCACAGCUCGCGGAGGCCCAGGAGGAGGCGUGCGCGCAGCGCGCGCUGGCCCAGGAGGCCCGCGAGAGCGAGCGCGCCGCUGCCGACGGCGCCGCCGCAGAGUGGCGGGCUGCGUGCCGCGCGGUGGCGGAGGCCGAGGAGGAGGCCCUCUGCGAGCGCCAGCUGCGGGAGGAUGCCGCCGCCGCGGAGGGGCCGCGGCAGGGACGUCCCGAGGCGUCGCGAGAGGCGCUCGACGCGCUGCGGCGGCGGCUGCAGGCUGCCCAAGGCAGGCCCCUGCCCGGGGGAACGCUCGAGGACGUGCGCGCCCAGCGCCACGAGCAGCUCGCUCGGCGGCUGCGCGACGGGCGCGUCCGCGCCGACGUGCGGGCGGCCGCGGAGGCGUCGACGCGGCUUCUGGACCUGGCGGCGCCUCCGUGGCUCUCCCGAGGGUCUGCUAGCCCAGAGCCCGUCGCCGCCAGGGCCACGGAGUUCGCGUCCGAGCUCCUCGAACCCACCAUCACCUUCGGCUCCCAGGAGGCCGAGGCCUCGACGGCCAGCCACGAUGCCCAUGGCGCACUCGAUGCGGAGGCAGCCACGCCUGAGGGGCAGCGGCAGCCCGCUUGCCUGCCGGCGCCGAGUCCUGGCAUCCCGGGCGCGGCCUCCGCACUGCGGGAGCUCUGGUGCGCCCAGCGAGAGGAGCCCUCGAGAGUGUGCCAAGCAGAGCGGGUGCCCGAGGUACGGUCGCGAAGUUUGGCUCAGCGUGUCACGCUGCCGGUUCCGGUCCACCACGCUUCGGCGGUACACGCUGGCCACUUCCCG
Molecule: messenger RNA, 1485 nt
Organism: Prorocentrum cordatum
Lineage: Eukaryota; Dinophyceae; Prorocentrales; Prorocentraceae
Source: the annotation of a GenBank genome assembly